This is a messenger RNA of Tachyglossus aculeatus (Australian echidna), 988 nucleotides long. Its product is annotated as somatotropin-like. Gene Ontology annotation, biological process: positive regulation of growth; positive regulation of receptor signaling pathway via JAK-STAT; growth hormone receptor signaling pathway. Bases 66 to 704 code for a protein of 212 amino acids. NCBI's taxonomy places the organism in Eukaryota, Metazoa, Chordata, Mammalia, Monotremata, Tachyglossidae. Gene Ontology annotation, cellular component: extracellular region. The transcript has 6 exons. Gene Ontology annotation, molecular function: hormone activity. The record is from RefSeq and is a predicted model, not a curated record.
CUGGAUCUGCUCCUGAAGGAAGACGGGUCUGUCAGAAUCACGAUUCUCUCUGAGUUGAUUCCAGGAUGGAGUUCCUGGUGCUCCUGGCAUUUCCCAUGGUGGCAUGUGGCUGCUUCCCAGGACAUAGGUCCGACCUGUCCUCGGGACUCCUCGCUCUGACCCUGACCACUCUGCCUCGGCAAGCAGAAACGGAACUCUUUAAUGACAUGUUUUCCUUCAUGUGGCAUGUAGCUUCAAUGCUUUCAUUUGCUUCAGAAGAUAUCUAUGAUCAGUAUAUGCAGCGGUACCAUUUGAGCACAAUGAAAAAGAUAGUGCCUCCAGAGUGUGUUACUGCAGGCCUUCCUCAUCCUCGCACUGUGGAUGAAGUGUCAAAAACACCUGUGCCUCAGUUGAUGCUGAGUGCGUUAGACCUCGUUCAAGCCUGGAUAACUGCUUCUGAGGACCUCCCUCUUCCUGGACUUGUGCCCCAUCGUGUCUUCAAUUACUAUAGCCUACUGUUUCUGCUGGAGCAAGGAAUCCAGAGUUAUGUGAAGAGAAAAGAAGAGACUUGCGACCUUCCCACCUACAAGCGAUUUUAUUUAAAUGAUGACACUGUGCACUUGCAAGUGGCAAAUUCUGAUUUGUUAUAUUGCCUCAAAACUGACAUGCUUCGGGUUUUGACCUAUCUGCGGUUGUCGUACUGUGCGACAACAGAUAUGUGCUGAUGGCUGAGGUGGGUUCUCCUUCCUGCACAGUGCGGUGGACUCUCCUGAGGCUUCCUCUCUCCUGAGGAGUGAAAUGGAAUGAUCACUGGAGAAUUCAGAGAAGGAAUCUAGGCCUGAGACAUGGGCCUAUGCAGGGGGUGGGGGGCAGAGUUCCCAGCAUCCCUGAGCCAGGGACAGCCAACGAGGGGUGGGAGGGGGGUGAUCAUGAAGGUGAGGGGACAAUGGCUCUUUGUUAAUUUUGGCAGAGUGGGAUUUUUAAUAAAGACCCUGGGUCUGUUCCCACA